Molecule: messenger RNA, 2257 nt
Organism: Nematolebias whitei (Rio pearlfish)
Lineage: Eukaryota; Metazoa; Chordata; Actinopteri; Cyprinodontiformes; Rivulidae
Gene: det1
Product: DET1 partner of COP1 E3 ubiquitin ligase
Exons: 9
Coding region: 374-2029 (551 amino acids)
Biological process (GO): positive regulation of proteasomal ubiquitin-dependent protein catabolic process; protein ubiquitination
Cellular component (GO): cullin-RING ubiquitin ligase complex; nucleus
Molecular function (GO): ubiquitin protein ligase binding; ubiquitin-like ligase-substrate adaptor activity
Source: RefSeq, a predicted model, not a curated record
UCCUACCCGCUUCCUUAACAACAAACACAGCUGCAAGAUCCAAAGUGAUAAUCUAACACAAUACAGUCACCUUUUCGGUUCUUUUUGGAGUGUACAAACUAAAAGAAGACGAAUGUUUAGGUUUAGUAAUCGGACCCACGAUCUGAGGACGGAAGUGCAGUUUUAAACAGGUCUGUUUGUUACUGAAGAAGCGACAAAUUACUUCAGAUAAAAUCCAGCAGCAGAACACGUAGAAACAUUUUACUUCAUCGAGGCAGUCGGUGUCAUCCGUCAUCUUUCAGGAAGCAGAACCGUGAUGAGUCAUUUGUUUUUCCUGGCCGCCCUCCUGUCUUCACCGCUGAAGAGCGUUUGAAACGAUCCUCGAAUCGCUGCGAUGGACGAGGACUCCCCGACCUUAAAGCCCAGGCGCAUCCAGAAUCAGAACGUGGCCCAUCGUCUCGAGAGGCGAAGGAUCUGCUCUGGUCGGCCUGGAGCUCACUGGUACCGAGUUCGCUGCUUCCACCAGAACUUGUUCCCUAACUUCACUGUGGUCAAUGUGGAGAAGCCGCCUUGCUUUCUCAGGAAGUUCUCACCAGACGGACGUUACUUCAUCGCCUUCUCCUCUGACCAGACGUCUCUCGAGAUCUAUGAGUACCAGGGGUGUCAGGCGGCUCAGGACCUGCUGAGGGGCCAGGAAGGAGAGACUCUUUCCACCGCCAACGACCAGCGCUGCCUCAACAUCCGAGGCAGCCUGUUUGAGCGUUUCUUCUCUCUGCUCAGCGUUACUAACGUGGCCUCAAACGGAGAACACCUGAACCGGGAGUGCAGCCUUUUCACAGACGACUGCCGCUACGUCAUCGUCGGGUCGGCCGUUUAUGUCCCCGAGGAGCCGCCGCCAUAUUUCUUUGAGGUGUAUCGCAACAACGAAUCAGUGACUCCGAACCCUCGCUCUCCUCUAGAGGACUACUCUCUGCACAUCAUCGACCUCUUCACUGGCAGACUGGUCGACACCAGGUCCUUUAAGUGUGACAAGAUCAUUCUGUCACACAACCAAGGUCUCUACCUCUACAGGAACAUCCUGGCUGUGCUGUCGGUGCAGCAGCAGACCAUCCACGUGUUCCAGGUGACUCCGGACGGGAUGUUUCUGGACGUGAGGACAAUCGGUCGCUUCUGUUACGAGGACGACCUCCUGACUCUCUCAGCUGUUUACACUGAGACGCAGGCAGAGAGCCAACCCGGCUUCCCUCGCCUGUACACCGACAAAAUUAUCAACUCACUGAAGCACAGGCUGCUGGUCUACCUGUGGAGGAGGGUGGAGCAGGACGGCAGCGCCACGGCCAAGAGGAGGUUUUUCCAGUUUUUUGAUCAGCUCAGAAGGUUGAGGAUGUGGAAGAUGCAGCUGCUGGACGAGCAUCACCUCUUUAUUAAAUACACCAGUGAAGACGUGGUCACGCUCCGAGUCACAGACCCGUCGCAGCCGUCGUUCUUCGUCGUGUACAACAUGGUGUCCACUGAGGUGCUGGCCGUCUUCGAGAACACCUCGGAUCAGCUGCUGGAGCUCUUCGAGAACUUCUGCGACCUGUUCAGAAACGCCACCCUGCACAGCCAGGCGGUCCAGUUCCCCUGCUCCGCCUCGUCAAACAACUACGCUCGGCAGGUCCAAAGAAGGUUUAAAGACACCAUAGUGAACGCCAAAUAUGGCGGCCACACAGAAGCGGUGCGUCGCCUGCUGGGGCAGCUGCCCAUCAGCGCCCAGUCGUACAGCAGCAGCCCCUACCUGGACCUGUCGCUCUUCAGCUACGAUGACAAGUGGGUGUCUGUGAUGGAGAGGCCCAAGACCUGCGGAGACCACCCCAUCAGGUUUUAUGCUCGAGACUCUGGCCUGCUGAAGUUUAAGAUCCAGGCGGGCCUGCUGGGACGGCCGGUCAGUCACGCCGUGCGCCGCCUGGUUGCCUUCACCUUCCAUCCCUUCGAGCCUUUCGCCAUCUCUGUCCAGAGAACCAACGCGGAGUACGUGGUCAACUUCCACAUGAGACACGUCUGCGCCUGACGAGAGCAGGACGACAUGUCCUCACAUCUGUUCCGUCAGUCUCCGUCCUCUCCUCCGCGCUGCUCCUCUGUUCCUUCUGCAUCACGCUGCAAGCUCUCCAUCUCUGCAAGAAGUCACCAAGUGGGACCUCCUCAGCCCCACUUCCUGUGGGGAGGAGAGGAUGAAACGAGUGGAGAGACGGCGGUGGGAGCUGCUGGGUGGAGAACAAACAGAGGAUUUGGUUUUUCC